Messenger RNA from Penicillium diatomitis, 768 nucleotides. Its product is annotated as adenylate kinase ADK2. The record is from RefSeq and is a predicted model, not a curated record. Gene Ontology annotation, cellular component: cytoplasm; mitochondrion. NCBI's taxonomy places the organism in Eukaryota, Fungi, Ascomycota, Eurotiomycetes, Eurotiales, Aspergillaceae. The transcript has 2 exons. Gene Ontology annotation, molecular function: ATP binding; AMP kinase activity. Gene Ontology annotation, biological process: nucleobase-containing compound metabolic process. The coding region runs from base 1 to 768 and encodes 255 amino acids.
AUGUCAAAAAGCACCCGACAGCUCAAGAAGGCUGCGCGCAUCAUUCUGGUCGGCGCGCCGGGUGUAGGAAAGGGCACUCAAUCAGAGCGACUGCUGGCUCGGUUUCCUCAACUGGCCUCGAUCAGCUCCGGAGACCUGCUUCGUGAGAAUGUGCGUCGCAGGACACCUCUCGGUCUCGAAGCCGAAGCCGCAAUGCAGUCCGGUAAUUUGGUCCCGGACUCCAUGAUUCUCAGUCUCAUCUCCUCCGAACUCAAGUCCAAGGGCUGGCUCCCUUCAUCGUCACCUUCCUCUUCCACCUCCGCUUCCAACGAGUCUUCCGCUUCCUUUCCCGACGAUUCAACAGCUUCGACUUCGCUAUGCCCAUCGGCUUCCUUCAUUCUCGAUGGCUUCCCUCGUACCGCGAGCCAAGCAAACAGUCUGGAUGGUCUCGUUCCAGUAAAUUUUGUCGUCAAUCUCAUUACUCCACCAUCAGUUAUCCUCUCCCGAAUCGCAUCUCGCUGGGUCCACGAGCCAUCAGGGCGAGUAUAUAAUACCGAUUUUCACGCUCCCAAGGUGGCAGGCAAAGACGACGUCACAGGCGAGCCGCUGACGCAAAGAGAGGACGACUCGAUCGACACGUGGAAGCAGCGGCUGCGUAAGUUUGAGGAGACAAGCAGAGCUUUGCUCGAGCAUUAUGAGCGUCGCGGCUGCCUUUGGCGCGUGGAAGGGAACUCCAGCGAUGAGAUUUCGCCAAAGCUCUUUGCCGAGAUAGAGCGUCGAUUCUGUUAA